UGUCCACGUCAGGGAGGAGCUAUGGUUGCAGCAGCACUGUGUGUAAUCGGAUGGUCUGGUCAGGUGCAGAUUGGUGUGGGAUUUGUGAUGCCACUCAACAAGUGGCAUUACAUAUUCAAGUCUGCUUCCGACGGAAAGUGCACAUUAGAGGUGGCAUGGCACCUGUGGACAACAGUGCAAGCAGGUGAAAGCUGCCUGACUGGACAGGCCUGCCGGACAAUGUGCCGCGCAUCUGGGAAGCUUCCGGCAACACCGGAGAAAGUGGCUGCUUUGAAGAACUGCCUGGAGAAAUACAUAAGUGACCAUCCAAUGAUGCCACCUGCACCACAUCCGGAGAACCACCUUGCUUCGCUGCGAAAGCACCUUUGGAGCUUUCUUUUACACAAGCAGGACGCCAGGGCAAGCGAGUGGAAAACCCAGUGCCCACCGUGCAAGCCAGCGUCCACCGUAGCACCCGUCACCCACCAUGUCACCCAGCACCCACCAUGCCACCCGUCACACAGCAUGCCACCCACUACCAUAAUCCACCAUGAUGAUGGAUGA
Molecule: messenger RNA, 543 nt
Organism: Dermacentor andersoni
Lineage: Eukaryota; Metazoa; Arthropoda; Arachnida; Ixodida; Ixodidae
Source: RefSeq, a predicted model, not a curated record